AAAACCCGUAUUACACUUGGACUCCCUCCUUGUCUCUCCUCUCUCAGAAGAACAAGGCUCCUUUUGAUAUUGCAAAUCAUGGAGAAAAGAGAUAUUGAUUACGUUUUGGUCCCAGCAGGCCUCCUAGUCAUGGUGGGAUACCAUCUCUGGCUCCUCUACCGAAUCAAAACCCAACCCAACAGCACCGUCAUCGGCAUCAAUUGCAUCAUUCGCCGUUUCUGGGUCGCCGCCAUGAUGGAGGACUCAUCCAAAAAUGGCGUUCUUGCGGUGCAGACGCUCCGAAACAACAUAAUGGCGUCUACCCUUUUAGCCUCGACGGCGAUCAUGCUCAGCUCUCUCAUUGCUGUGUUGAUGACUAGCGCAAACAAAGAUCGAAGCGCGUCUGCUUUCGUUUUCGGGGACACAAGUCCGAUGGGAUACUCGAUCAAGUACUUUGCCAUUCUGGUGUGUUUCUUGGUGGCUUUCUUGUUCAAUGUGCAGUCUAUAAGGUAUUACAGCCAUGCAAGCAUUCUGAUCAACGUGCCCUUCAAGAAGAUGUCACCGCAUCUGAAGCAUCACCAUUUGACAACAGAGUACGUGGCGAACACUGUGAACAGAGGCAGCUAUUUCUGGUCUUUGGGUCUCAGAGCUUUUUACUUCUCUUUCCCUCUCUUCUUGUGGAUCUUUGGUCCCUUACCGAUGUUAUUUUGUUGCUUUAUUUUGGUUACCAUGCUGUACUUCCUUGACAUCACUUUCCAGUUUGGGUGGGUUGCUGGGGUUGAUGAUGAGGAUCAAAGCAUCGUCAUCGAGGGAUGAAGAACAAAGGUUGUAAAGCUCUAGCUAGCUAGCUCUUUUAUCAUUUCGAUUACAAUACAUAAUGUUAAUAGAGUAGUGCCAGAAAUUAGUGUUCAUAUUCAAUACGAGUUGAACUGAAUUGCGAAGAUCUUUGAAUAAAAGACACUUAUUCCUUAGAGU
Messenger RNA from Fragaria vesca subsp. vesca, 954 nucleotides. RefSeq lists its product as uncharacterized. Bases 79 to 795 code for a protein of 238 amino acids. The record is from RefSeq and is a predicted model, not a curated record. The transcript has 2 exons. NCBI's taxonomy places the organism in Eukaryota, Viridiplantae, Streptophyta, Magnoliopsida, Rosales, Rosaceae.